GUCUUUGCCAGUGCCAGACAGCCUGGAGGAAGCAAACCCAUGGUUACCAAAAAGGAGUGAAUUGCUGCGAUUGUUUACAAAUUUCUAUCCAACAAUACGCGGAACAUAUGAUUGGUGGAAAUGAGUCUAGCGCCACGAACAAGAAGUAGCCGAGCUUGUCAUCUGAAAUUUCAAUGUCAAGAUCCAUCAAUCGAGCAUUUAUUGUCUUCGAGUGACUUAGAUAAAUCUUAAGUUAAUGUUUAUUUUCCGAGUAUUCAACGCGUCUUUCGCCCAUGAUCGACAUUGUUUGAAGAGAACUUGUAGUUUAUUAUCGAAUCUACGAGCUGGCAUGCGACCCCAAACGAUUGCGAAAAUGCAUUCACAACCUCUGCAGAACGUGUCUGCGGACUCAAUUACACAAAAGUAUGGGAAACUGAAGAGGGUCGAGAAUAUAAUAAAGUCACAACAAGACUGCAGGGAGUAUCGAGGACUCCAGCUAGAGAAUGGACUCAAGGUGCUCCUUAUUAGCGAUCCAGCUACUGAUAUUUCGGCUGCAGCGAUGUGUGUUCGAGUCGGGUAUAUGAGCGACCCUGAUUACAUACCCGGCUUAGCGCACUUCUGUGAGCAUAUGCUAUUCUUGGGUACCGAAAAAUAUCCGGACGAAAACGAUUACUCAACGUACUUAUCUAAAAACGGAGGAAGCUCGAAUGCAGCAACAUAUUCGGACAACACACGCUAUCAUUUCGAUGUGGCCCCCGAUAAAUUGGACGGCGCUUUGGACCGCUUUGCUCAAUUUUUUAUAUCGCCAUUGUUCACUGAGAGUGCAACUUUAAGAGAGAUUAAUGCCGUAAACUCGGAACAUGAGAAAAACAUACCUGUAGACGCAUGGAGAUUGCGUCAAGUAAACAAAUAUUUGGGGAAAACUGAUCAUCCUUAUAGCAAAUUUGGGACAGGUAACAAAGAUACGCUGCUCACAGUUCCUACAGAGCGCGGAAUUAAUACUCGUGAGGAACUUAUGAAAUUCCAUGACAAAUGGUAUUCCGCAAACAUAAUGUGUUUAGCUGUGAUCGGAAAAGAAUCGCUGGAUGAAUUAGAAGAAAUGGUGGUACCUAAAUUCUCACAAAUCGUUAAUAAGAAUAUUAGUCGACAACUUUGGCAAAAUGAACCGUACAGUAAGGAGCAAUAUGGCACUAAAGUGUACAUUGUUCCAGUAAAGGAUAUUAGAGCACUCACACUAAGCUUUACCAUUGACGACCUUUCCAAGCACUACAAAUCGAAUCCGGGACAUUACGUUAGUCAUUUGAUUGGGCAUGAAGGGAAGGGAAGCAUACUAUCGGAGCUGCGAAAGCAAGGAUGGUGCAACGGGUUGUAUUCAUCGCACACCGAUUUUAUAGGUGGGUUUGGAUUCUUCGACAUUAGUAUAUCCUUAACAGAAGAAGGUUUGGAGAAAAUUGACGAAAUCGUGGAAUAUAUUUUUCAAUAUAUCAAAAUGCUGCAAGAGAGAAAACCUGAUAAAUGGAUAUUUGAUGAGUUAUUUAAUUUAAAUGAGUUGGGAUUCAGAUUUAAAGACAAGGAGGAUCCAACUUCUCUUGUGAAUAAUCUAUCAGACGCUUUGCAUUUAUACCCCCUUGAAGAAGUCCUCUCGGCGCCUUGGUUGAGCGACGACUGGCGUCCUGAUCUGAUAACGGAUUUGCUUGAUUGUUUUAUGCCGGAAAAGUGCCGGAUAGUUGCUGUAGGUCAAAAAUUCGAGAAGGAUACAAUGCGUUCGGAACCUUGGUAUGGCACCAAGUUUGAAGUUGAGAAAAUAUCGACGACAUUGCUACAGAAAUGGAAGGACUGCCAAUUAAAUGAGAACUUCAUCCUACCGGAACCUAACCCCUUCAUACCGACUGAUUUUACUAUAAUGCGAGAGGACAGUGAUUCUUCGAAACACCCAAUUAUAAUACUUGAUUCGCCAACGCUGAGGGUUUGGCAUAAACAAGACUCGGAAUUUCUGAAGCCGAAAACGUUCGUGAACAUCGAUAUUUCUAGUCCAAUUGUUAGCAAUGACCCAUUGAAUUUUGACUUAACGCAUAUGCUUGUUGCCUUGUUCAAGGACAAUCUAAACGAAUACUUAUAUAAUAUUGAGUUAGCUGGCCUUAGAUUCAAUAUAUCCACAUCAACCUCGGGAGUGUCGCUGCAAUUCAGCGGAUACAGCCACAAACAAAAGGUUCUGAUCGAGAAGGUUUUGGAUCAUUUGUUUGAUUUUAAAAUAGACCCGCAACGCUUUGAAAUUUUGAAAGAAGAAUUUCGAUUGUUACUAAAGAACUUCGUGGCAGAUCAACCGUACCAACAUUCCUUGUAUUACUUGGCGUUGAUCCUAGUUGAAAACGCGUGGUCAAAGUCUGAAUUAGAGGCAGCGAUAAAAUGUCUGACUCCCGAACGACUUGAAUGGUUUUUAAAAGAAUUUUUGUCUAGAUUCCACGCAGAAUGUUUUAUUUACGGAAACAUUAAUAAACAAGCGGCACUAGAUGUAGCUGACAUAAUUAGCAAUAAGAUAAAUUCAACGAAUUCCGUUAUAUUACCAUUGCUAUCGCGGCAAUUGCUACUUAAACGAGAGUACAAACUGCCUGAAGGUGAAUCCUAUUUAUUCAAAAGUGACAAUAAAUUCCAUAAAUCAUCAUGCGCUCAACUGUAUUUGCAAUGUGGGAUAAUCAACGAUACUUCUUCAGUGUUUGUUGAUUUGGUAGCCCAAGUACUGAACGAGCCAUGCUAUAAUAUAUUGCGAACUCAAGAACAAUUAGGUUACAUAGUUCAUCUUGGAUCGAGAAAAACUACCGGAACGACUGGUAUUAAAAUCAUUGUGCAAUCCGACAAACAUCCAGAGUUUGUUGAAACUAGGAUAGAAUGUUUCCUCAAAGAGAUGUUGGGUCAACUUGAGAAAAUGAGCGAGAGUGAUUUCAACGCGCAUAAGGAAGCACUCAUUUCGAAGAAGCUAGAGAAACCGAAAAAGCUUUCAGUGGUGUUUCACCGAUAUCUGAGCGAAAUAUCGAUAUCGUCUUAUCACUUUGAAAGGGAUUUGGCUGAAGUUGCGAUAUUGAGAAAAAUUACGAAGCAAGAGCUACUAAACUUCUAUAAAGCAUAUAUUGACAAAGACUCACCGGCCCGACGAAGUCUCAUGAUCCACAUCGUGUCAGGUAUCAAUGAUCAUGAUAAGGAAACCUUAGAAUCCGUCAACCAGAGUACAAAGGAACCAACCUCACAUCUUUUAAUUACCGACUUGACUGUAUUCAAGUCAUCUAGAGAAUUGUAUCCAAUUGCGAAACCCCAUCUUGAUAUUACACCCAAAGGUGCAAGAAGUAAAUUAUAAUUGUAACUUAACUUUGAAAUGUGAAUGUAAUAGCUAAUAACAUAAUAUAGAUGUGAAAUAGAAUAAAAAUUGUGGCGUGAAAA
Molecule: messenger RNA, 3411 nt
Organism: Hermetia illucens (black soldier fly)
Lineage: Eukaryota; Metazoa; Arthropoda; Insecta; Diptera; Stratiomyidae
Gene: Ide
Product: insulin-degrading enzyme
Exons: 18
Coding region: 236-3328 (1030 amino acids)
Biological process (GO): peptide catabolic process
Cellular component (GO): cytosol; mitochondrion
Molecular function (GO): metal ion binding; metalloendopeptidase activity
Source: RefSeq, a predicted model, not a curated record